AUGUUGCGGCGCCGUGUGGUGCUUGCCGCAUGCCGUGCUUUGGGCACUUGUUCACGAUCACCAGCUGCGCUGCGGCCAUGGUCGACCAUGGCCAGAGCGCAGGGGUCGCCUGCCCUCCGAGCCUCGCGACGAUGGAAUAGCAGCGCAGCACCCGGUGGUUGCAUGGAGCAUUAUCUCCACCUGAAAUCCAGCGGAGAAAUUCAAGAGGAUCCUCGACAAGAAGUUUGCAUGAACAUGCUGGACGAUCUGGCAAAACACCUCGAAAGCUAUUCACCCAAGAUGGCUAGACUUCCCAAAGCCGCACCAAAGGUGGCCACUGGCGGCAGCGGCCUCUUUGGGUUGUUCGGAAGCAAGGCUGCCGCGGCUGCCGCCCCGAAAACGAAGUCUGUGGAGGCGGCGCUGCAACCGGCAGCAGGGCAAAGGGGACUCUACCUCUGGGGUGGAACAGGUACUGGCAAGACUUUUAUGAUGAACAUGUUCUAUGACAAGGUGAAGGUGCAGAGCAAGAAACGCAUCCACUUCCAUGAAUGGAUGAUCGAUGUGCACUCACGCUUGCACCAAAGGCAGAAAGGAAGCAGCGCCAAUACGGAUAGCACCGCAGAUGACUUGGUUGAGCAGGUGGCUGCAGACAUGAUGAAAGAAGCAUGGCUCCUAUGCUUUGAUGAGUUCCAGGUCACUCACAUCAGUGACGCCAUCAUUAUGAAGCGGAUUUUCUCCGUCCUCUUCGAGCUAGGUGCUGUGGUGGUCGCAACUUCCAACCGACCACCCAAAGACUUGUACCUGAAUGGACUGAAUCGGCCGCUCUUUUUGCCGUUCAUUCCAGUGCUCGAAGCCUUCUGCCACGUUCAUGACAUCGGAGCCGAAGUGGAUUAUCGAAUGUGCUCGACGAGAGACGAGGAGGAUGACCGUGUCUACAUCACACCCAACGGCUCGGACGAGACGAAGCUCUUGGAGACAAAGUUCGCGAAGAUUUGCCAGGGCCACGUGCGCUUCGGCGUGCAAGUGGAGACACAAGGUCGAAGAAUUGUGGUACCGAGGUGUGCUGAGAAUUCAGAUGUGGCCUGGUUUACCUUCAAGGAUCUUUGCGACAAGCCGCUGGGAGCUGCGGAUUACUUGGCCAUUGGUCAAGCUUUCCACACGAUAUUCAUUGCUGAUAUCCCGCGACUCACGAUGCAGGAGCGCGAUCAAGUUCGUCGCUUCAUCACGUUGAUCGAUGCACUCUACGAAUCCCACGCCAAAGUGGUUUGCACAGCGGCCCUGGACCCCAUCUCGUUGUUUCACGUCUCGGAAGAAGAGCGAAAGACCUCCGUGGCAGAUGAGAUUUUCGCAUGGGAUCGCACAGUCAGUCGGCUGAUGGAAAUGCAGUCGGCAACCUACCUCAGCAAUGCCUUUAGGUCCCUUAGUGCCGAACAAUUUCUGGGACAGUACAAGCUCAAAUGCUUGUCAGACCAGGACUUCAAAGAUCUCUGGCGUCGUUAUGAUCAGGAUGACAAUGGCUGCUUAGAUAUGGAGGCUGUUUGCAGUUUGCCACUCGGCAAGGGCAGUUCGGAGAUGAGUCUUCCUGAAGACAAAGAGCCAGAGAGUCCCUUCAAAGAAGUUCCUGCCCCAACGCUGGUAGGUAAAGACGACAUGUAUGUCCAUGGGGAGCAAGUGACUUUUGAGGAGUUUCAGCGUUAUUUGGCGGAUUUCUCGACCAUUGAGAAUAUGAUUGAAGAACACUACAUGCCAAUGACCCUUGGCAUGUCGGCGCGAUGGCCAGGAGAGGGGUUCAGCACAUGUUUCAACUCUUUGAACAGCAUGAAUCAUAGAAGAGGAUCGAUUCGGAUAGAUCAGAUGAUUGGUGAAACAUUGUCCAGCAAAUCAGCGACGCACAGCCUAUACUGCAUAUACAUGUCAUUAAACGAAUUUAUCUAUAAUAUUAUAUAA
Messenger RNA from Cladocopium goreaui, 1926 nucleotides. The record is from the annotation of a GenBank genome assembly. Lineage: Eukaryota; Dinophyceae; Suessiales; Symbiodiniaceae.